AACCUUCCUCUCCUUAUUAUUCUCCUCCCAUUUUCAUCUCCGCCGUCUCCAGACAAAGCAAGAAGAGUGCGAGAACCGAGGAUUUCUCUUGCUCUUCUUCUUCUCCGAUCGCGAUUCGCUUUCUUCAUUCUCGAGGUUUAUAAAAGAUGGCCGAUGCAGAGGAUAUUCAGCCCCUCGUCUGCGACAAUGGUACUGGAAUGGUGAAGGCUGGGUUUGCUGGUGAUGAUGCACCCAGGGCAGUUUUCCCAAGUAUUGUUGGUCGUCCCAGACACACUGGUGUUAUGGUUGGGAUGGGUCAAAAGGAUGCUUACGUAGGUGAUGAAGCCCAAUCCAAGAGAGGUAUCCUUACCUUGAAGUAUCCCAUUGAACAUGGUAUUGUCAGCAACUGGGAUGACAUGGAGAAGAUUUGGCAUCACACUUUCUACAACGAGCUUCGUGUUGCUCCAGAAGAGCACCCAGUGCUUCUCACUGAGGCUCCUUUGAACCCCAAGGCUAACAGAGAGAAGAUGACCCAGAUCAUGUUUGAGACAUUCAAUGUGCCUGCCAUGUAUGUUGCCAUCCAGGCCGUUCUCUCCCUUUACGCCAGUGGUCGUACAACUGGUAUUGUGUUGGAUUCUGGUGAUGGUGUGAGUCACACCGUACCAAUCUACGAAGGUUAUGCCCUUCCCCAUGCUAUCCUCCGUCUCGACCUUGCUGGACGUGACCUCACAGAUGCUUUGAUGAAGAUUCUUACUGAGAGAGGUUACAUGUUCACCACCACUGCGGAACGGGAAAUUGUCCGUGACAUGAAGGAGAAGCUGGCUUAUGUUGCCUUGGACUACGAGCAGGAACUCGAGACUGCCAAGAGCAGUUCCUCGGUUGAGAAGAACUAUGAGCUGCCUGACGGCCAAGUCAUCACAAUCGGAGCUGAGAGAUUCCGAUGCCCAGAAGUCCUCUUCCAACCAUCUCUCAUUGGAAUGGAAGCUGCAGGAAUCCACGAGACCACUUACAACUCUAUCAUGAAGUGUGACGUGGAUAUCAGAAAAGAUCUCUAUGGAAAUAUUGUGCUCAGUGGUGGUUCAACUAUGUUCCCUGGUAUUGCAGACAGGAUGAGCAAGGAGAUCACAGCUCUUGCUCCUAGCAGCAUGAAGAUUAAGGUUGUUGCUCCACCAGAGAGAAAGUACAGUGUCUGGAUUGGAGGGUCAAUUCUUGCUUCCCUCAGUACCUUCCAGCAGAUGUGGAUUUCCAAGGGCGAGUACGACGAGUCUGGUCCGUCAAUUGUCCACAGGAAGUGCUUCUGAGUUUUAUAAGUGCUUUGAUGGUGAGUUAUUUUUACAUUUAGUUGGGUUUUUUUUUUGUGUCAUGUGUCAUGUGAACUCAGUUUGGUUGAAGUGGACAAGUAUUGAAUUGAGAGAAGGAUAAAAUUGGGGUCAUUGAAUUCACGCUUGUCAUCGUUCUUUGUGAGAGAAGCUUUUUUAUCUGCAGUGGCCCUCUUGUAUGUGGGCGAUAAAUUGGUUCAAACUCCCUCGCAGCCCAUCAUCAUGAUGAUCAUCAUAUCUAUGGUUCAACCCGUCUCUUUCUGUAGGAUGUUUGUAGUUGGAGAGUGAUUUGUGUUUUUUUUUUAAUCUUUUAUUUUUUUCUUUUCCCAAUAUUUUGACGGUUUUUUCCACCCAGAGAACAUUAAUGUUAAUAGUUAUUGUAUCUGAAAUUCAGUUAGUGUCAGUUUGCGGUCAUAAACUUGCUAUGAAAUUAUAUUAAAAUA
This is a messenger RNA of Morus notabilis, 1741 nucleotides long. RefSeq names its product actin-7. NCBI's taxonomy places the organism in Eukaryota, Viridiplantae, Streptophyta, Magnoliopsida, Rosales, Moraceae. The transcript is spliced from 5 exons. The record is from RefSeq and is a predicted model, not a curated record. The coding region runs from base 147 to 1280 and encodes 377 amino acids.